Molecule: messenger RNA, 1227 nt
Organism: Phytomonas sp. Hart1
Lineage: Eukaryota; Euglenozoa; Kinetoplastea; Trypanosomatida; Trypanosomatidae
Source: the annotation of a GenBank genome assembly
GUAUAUAGUAAAACGUUUUAGCAUAAAAAAAUAGUAGUCUAUCACUACCAUAUUUGCUCAUGGCUCGAAUAAGUGCCGAUAUUAAAUAUUUAGGUGAUCCCGAUCCCCCUGUGGAACCGAAAGUUCGGAUGUCCGCGCUGCGUCGAUUGUUUUUCGAAGAUUUAGAUAGCUCUUUUAAAGUGAAUCCGAAUAAAAUAAAUAAUCUAGACUUGGUUGAAAAUGCAUCUUCACGUGCUGCUUGCGAAAAUACUUUGCGGAAGCAGUUUAGCACGUGUUCUGAGGAAUUGCUUUCCUCAGAAAAUUCUUCAGAUCGGCAAACUGAGUGUAAAUCCCAGGGCCGCACGCGGAAGUUCCAUUCAUCUGAGAAAGAGAUUAAACGUGCUUCGAAAUUACGGAGGCUCUCAACACUCUCUUCUGAAAAGCAGGAUAAUUGUAAGAAAUCAUUAGGAUCAAGCAAAAGUUUUUGUGGGCAUUUCAAGUUCACUGUAGCAGCAUUAACCAAUAUAGUUGCGGGCUCGUUAGCAGGUAUGGCAUUUAAGUGUGUUUAUCGUACAGUAUCAUCUACUGUAAUUACCGGUAUUGUAGUAAUUCAGAGUUUAUCUUUCAUGGGAUAUGCAACAAUAUCUUGGAGGGCUCUUUUUUGCGAUGCUUACAGAUUCGUAAUUCACGGAUCUAAGGCCGAAGAUAGCCAGGCGGCGAAGAAUAUAUUAUCUCUUACUUGGAAUCGUCUGAUAUUCACCUUAUCACGGUCUGCGGCACGACGAGCUUUUUUUUGGGCUGGUUUCAUUUUUGGAACAUUUCAGCAUUAGUUAAAUGACUUAUGGAUUACCUUUUUUAAAAUUACAAUAGCAAGCGACUUAGUAUGUGUUUUUAUUAUAUUUAGAUGUACACCAUUAGGUCAAUAUUUAACCAUCUUAGAAUUAAAAAGCGAUCAAUAUGGUUACUAACAAUAUGUAUAGUUUAUUAUAUCAAUUAUAUUUUGCUUAUUCGCCAAUUUACCGGCCAGUCAAAGAAUGCUAGUUCACCUCUGAGAUGACGAUGUGUAUCAUUCCGUUACCAUCUCAAAAAGGUUUUGCUUCCAAAUUAAUUUAGUUAGUAUAUGAUAAAGUCACUAUCCGCUUCAUUGUUUUUUUUCAAGAAUAUAAUUCGAAAAAAUAAGCGAAUUCUGUUGUUAUCAAAAAGAGAUUGAUAUCAGAGGUUAAUAUACAAUAAACAUCUAUAUAAAAA